AUGUACGAAGGCGCAGUGCCUCCGUGCGAGUGCGGGGGGAGCGGCAUCCCUGUGGCGUCUUCCUGCUGCAGUCACCCGUCGGCCGAUGGAGACUCGGUGGGCAGCACAGCCAGCCUGGUGUCCUGUGGCUCAGCCACCCAGCCGCAGCAGUCGACUCCCACCACCCCAGUGGAGACGGCCGUGUCGUGUCACCGGCGUGGCAGCUGCCGCUCAGUGCUGCACUGCCAGCGGCCCGUGGAGACCGACAGUUACCUGACACCCACGCAGCGGAAGGACCGUGAACUGCGACAGCUGCGCACUGCCUUGGCUCGAGCUACUACAGAAGCUCGGUUGCGUGACGAACGUCUGCGCGAGCUCACAGCACAGCUUCAGUCCCUGCAAACUUCACAGGGCUUGUCUGUCGAGGGCUCCAGUACCGAAGAGCAUGCUGCAGAGGGUGUCUCACUGGGCGACAGCGGCAUCAGCAGUGAUGUGCUGCCCUCACACACCGAGAGUGUCCCCGAGGAAGAGCCUGAGCUGGAGGGGGGAGACGAGGACAGCACUGGGCCACAGGCUGCUCCAGAGGCGGCCUCUGGGCUGCCCGAGAACCAGGCUGUAAGUGGUGAGUCGGACGACUCAACCGAGUCGUUCCCCGAGGAAGGGGCAACUCGGCGGCGUCCUUCGGCCGGCUCGGAGACGCUGCGCCGCAAGUACCGCCAGCUGAAGCAUCGUUACGAGCAGCGCACGGAGAGUCUGCUGCAGAUGCUGGGAGACCUGAAUGCUAACAUUGCGGAGAAACAGCUGCCGCCACCGCCGUGUGAGCAACAAGGCCCAUCUACUUCCAGGCGGGCAGACGCACUGUGGCAACACGUGUCCACGUGCCAGUCGACGUGUAUCACCAGGUACCUGGAGCUUCGGCCAGCUUACGAGAGCACCCAGGAGCGUCUGCGGCACUUGGAACGGGAGCUGUCCGAGGCACGGGCCGAGAUUGAAAAGCAGGAGCGCUGGCACAGUGAGAUGUACCUCAAGAUGUACAGGAAGGGCCAGGAAGCAGCACAGUUUGAGCGAAAUGAGGAACUGCAGCAUCGUCGUGCCGAGGCCCCCAGUCCGUCGGCACUGCCGGCUUUCCGGGGGGCGCCUGGCACCGAGCGGCAGGCAGAGUACACGCUGCGCUUCCUCAAGGACGCCGUGUACUACUUCCUGACGGACCGGUCUGAUUGCCGGGGACACCUAAGCGCCAUCCAGUCCAUCCUGGGCUUCUCGGAGGCCGAGCGCGCAGCUGUUGCCAAGGCAUGGCGGCACAGGGGGCGCCUCUGAACUGCGCUGCCGAGGUGUGUUCUUGGGAGUGCAGGUACCCUGGGGCACGAUCGCAAGUGCACGGUAGCAGUAGGAGCGCCAUUGUCAGAGCUUGUUCCAACUGCAUUCUAAUGCUCCAGCAUUUCCAGGCGUGGCUUUCACAUUUUCAGUGCUGGCCGAGCCUCAUGAAAUGCACAGUGCUUGAAUGACUUGCGCAUCGAAGGAUUUGGAGUACCAUUUUGUGUGAGGGGCAGUGAAAAUAGCAGCUGGUCGGGAAUCAUAUGGAGAGGAUGUGUUUACAAAGAUGUUCCUCAGAAUCAAAUGGCUGGCUCAUGUCACAUGUCAGGAAGAAGGAUCACAAACAGCUUGACCAUUUAAUUUUAAGAUUACACCUUGAUUCUGAAAGCAACAGGAGUCUUUAGUUAUGCCAUGCAUUUAGGAUGCCCCUUGGGAUAUGCCAAAGAGACUGCUCUUUUAUUCAAUUGGUGGGAAGCCGUCACAAUGCACGUCUUCAGUUAGUGUACUGUUGUGCUCUGUUUGUUGUUGUUGGUUGGCACAUCGAACUGCUACUUGGCAGUUAUUCAGCUUGGCCUCGUCUUUUGCUUAUACUCAAACUGAAGUACGGAUAGCCAUUGCAGGAGAGCCACAUUUCACAAACAGUUGAGCCUGUGCGUUGUCUACACCUACUCAUUUAGGUGACUGUAAUAUCAAGGCUAUGAAGUGAUUAGCAGUGCUAGAACAAGGAAUGUUGCUGAAGCCAACAUUGCAACACAAGGGUUUUUCUUUAUCGAGGCAGCAACUCGUAUUUUUUUCCCUGCUUGUUUGUUAUUAGUCUUCAUAAAGCAGUGCUUGAAAUAUGUGAUCGUUUAGAAAGUCUGUUAUUGUUGGCUGUAUGAUCUGGCUGUAUUCUGAAGUAGGGUCAGAGCUUAACUCUCGGAAAUGCGUAUCAUUACUGAGCUGUCAGUGAGCUGCUUGUCGAAAUGUUGCCUUCAGUGACAUUCCUUGUUUUAGCGCUCUUAGCUACUUAAUUAAAGCCUCCAUUUUCCUGUAAACCUGUCUCUUCUAUUCGAUCAAGGCAUUUGAUGCAAGCAACUCUGCAGACAAAAUUCUGAGCCUGAAGCUGUCGUGACUCUCGUAGUGCAUGCAUCUAUGCAUUCUUUUUACUAGCAGAGUACAAACAUGCACGUAAGGAGGUAUGCAUCCACUGUGCGUGCGCAGCAUGGUUGCCUUUAAUACUCAUGUCUUUCUGCAUUUUCUCUUGUUCGACAUGUAUGCAGGUGCGUAAGCUGUGAUCGAGUUGAGUUCCAGAGAAUCCUUGAAACUUCCACUUGCUAGAGUUGCCUCUCAUGCAACGAGUUAUGCUUAAUUCUUUUUGAAGGAAACAAUGCCUUCAUGGUGGUUCGUUCUUUAUUCCAAUUGGGCCAUAUUGAGUGUUAAAACGAAUGCUACACCCAAUCAGCCUUUCCGGUCAACCACUCUUUGCAAACUGUGUUUUUAGGGGCCUCUCUCGCCCUUUGUUUUCAGCCUUUCAAUAGCCCAAUUGCCUGACAUUGAAUGUCUUAAAAGGCCCACCACAGCCCUGAACAUUUCAAAGCCAGGUGCGUACAGCCACAGCCCAAUAACUCGGACUCUGUAGGGAGUGCCAAAAUAAUUGGGAGUCUGAAAUAACGUACUCACCAGAACAUAAGCAUUUUUAUUUUAAAAGCUACCAAAAAAUAAUGGGCAUGCUGCAUGCACCCUGUUCAAUCUGUAUUCAGGCCAUUAUGAUGAUUUAGCUACAGACCAAAUUUCCAUUUCCUGUUAACUUUAAACAGACUUCAUUGAUUGUAUGGCACUUCGCUCACUUCAUCAAUACAAACACAAACUCGUUAGCACAAACAUCAACAGUGGAGCUGAUGGGUGUGGCCAGCAGAACUUUCACGAGAAUGACAGUAAAGAAAAUGACGAGGGACGAGUAAGAAAAUGGGACGGAAAUGUAAAGAAAAGGACUAGGGGGAUGAGUCCAAAUGAUCCUAUGUCCCGAAUUAAUGAGGGUCGAAUUAACAAGGUUUUACGUUAGUAUCUUGUGGGGGUAUGCUCUGCGUGAGGCUAACGCUGAAGGCAAGCUCCGGAUCUAGCCACACACAGUUGUUCCGUCGUACUCCCCAACCCAUAGCGCGUGCAAUUGCAGCUACAUAGGGUUCGGGUGAAUAAGGCAACGAGCGAGUCAACUCGCCAACGUUUAUUGCUGCGGGCAAUAAGGCACACUUGCAGAGGGAAGUCCACUCUGUAUAAUAAGUAAUAAAUAGGCUUGCCUCGUUGCGUGUGAUAGUCACGCAAGCGAGGUCACUCACGGGUUGUGGCAGGUAAAUCUGUUUCGGCAGCCUCGAGGUCGGGGCGCCAGAGAGAGCAGGUCUCCUGCAGUGGCGCUCUUUUAUGCCUUUUUACCUUUUGCGAGGAGAAUGUCCUCCUCGCACAUCAGAUACCUUCCCUUCUCCCGCGAGGGUAUGCACGUCGCGAGAAGUGAGCGAGAACUGGGAGAGGGCAAAGGGCUUCUCUAUCGUGUCUACGCUGGCUCCCGGAAUGGACACAGAAAGACAUGAAAGGACAGCGCCCGCCCUGUCAUGUCUUCCUGUGUCUUCGUCAUAAAAAAUAGCGCUGGAUUACUUUCUUAAAGAAGAACAAAUGAUGCAUCACCAACUAGCCUCGCAGCGUGUUUUGUUGAGCGAACUCAUUACUUUUGCAUCAUUUUAAACGCAUGCGCAGGGCUCGUUCUCCAAACACAACAAUAUGUGAACCUGGCGAAGGGGCUGUUUCUUUCUUCCAUUACUGUCAUGGUCGUAGCCUUUCAGCUCAUUUAGAAGCUGGACAGUUGGCCAGACAUUCAGGCUUGAACAGCAUCACGAGUAUCGAAUAACAAAGGUGUUUUGCUUACUCAAUUAGACUCUACACAACCAUUCUGUCUUAUUACAUUUAAAAAUAAGAAAAUGUUCAGUAUGAUACUAGAUAGCUGAAGGCCAUCUUUUAAAAUGUACAUAUUCGACUUGAUUCACCAAUUUCAUUGCUUGAACACCUUUAGCUUUGAGACAUUCUCAAACCCCUUGUAUUGUGCAGCCCUGUUAUUAUUUGAAGGGACACCAACAUCCUUUUGUCUGUUCUCUGCCCACUUGUGUGGUGUCCACCAAGACAAGGCCAGCUGCCAGUCUUUUGUAUAGUGAGGGAAAUUAUCAGCAACAUGGAAGGUUUACCUCCGAUGCUCCAAUGUAAAUGCCAUGCACUUCAAUAAAUUUGAUGAGGCUUUCUGAACCUAAAAGACAAAGUUAAUCUGCAGCGACUGUAGGGAGCCAAUUGUUUAUUUGGCCAUCACUGUUCUUGCAAAAAACUCACUAAGUUGCAAAAAUCACAAAGCUUAAGAAAACUGAAGCAUCACAUUUACAACUCUGCAAAUUGGCCAUAAAAAAUAUCACAGUUCUUCGAACUGCACCUAUUAAAUCUCGAAUUAAACGAGAGGCAGAAAAAACUCCGUUGAUGCGUUGGGUUGCCUGGUUCGCCCCCCGAUUGAGUGUGCACACCCCUUUUAUAGGUGCAAAGUAGUUUGAAAGUAACGUAGAAAUUGCAUUAGAGCUCCCAGAUGUUCCUUCGUGGGGCUCAGUUAUGAGGAUGCCGAGGCUCGCUGCAGGCCUAAGAGCGGCGCUCUAAACUCGUUAAGAUCGUUACUUUGUUUAGGAACUUUAUCACCAUUUCUACAUUAGACAAAUGGAAAGUGGUCGUCCAUAUGAUUCGGGAGCAGCUUAGAAUCGGGCAAAUACUGGAAAAUGAAUCAGUGGUGUGUUGGUGGCGUUUUUUCUGCAUCUCGUUUAAUUUGACCCACCGGAUAAUUGAAUCAGUUUCGUCGGUCCUGUCAGGGUGGAAUUAACGUCUGUUUUUAAUGCAUUAGCAUUAGGAGUGAUGUGUGGGAAGCGGGUCAUGUGGUGGAGGUAGAGAGGGUGACAGUGCACUUCACUGCUCGUAAAGGUGUUCAGUGAGCCCCUGAAUGUGGUCAAGGCACCUCAAGGAAUCAUAAGCAUUUCUCUCGCAUUUACCACUAAAUCCCCACUGAAUGUUUUGUGCAUAGUUGUGGAUAUUUCAAGAUUGUGCUUCAAUUUUCUUUAAACUUGCCAUUCUUGUACAAUUUUGAGAAAAACAAGAGGCCCGAGAUCAUAAUUCUGCUUUCUACAGUCAGUAAAAUUCUGCUUUUUCUUUAAAUGCAACAAAUGUUAUUCUAAUCGGUACAGUGGCUGUCUAAUCGUGACAUUUUUGUGUCUCACAUGCAUUUGAAUAGGGAGACUAGAAUGGGCUCCAAAGUGAAGCAUCCUCUUAAAAUGUCAAAUGAUGGACGCUUCCAAAAUGGCGAGUGCAGACAAAAGGUGGAAGAUGGCACGUGUGUUACUUAAGCAGCUUCAUACUGUGUUCUUCGAGUCCACUUUAAUCUUUAUAAUUAUUUUUACAUUGGCUGAUUGCAGAUGUGGCAAAAAUUAAUGUUUAAAAUUUGUGGGUAUUAGAGGAAAUGGUCGCUUGUUAAUUUCUGAAAAAAAAAUCAAUACUACAAAAUGUGUUGCAUUACGUUUAAAACAAAGUUAUGUAGAUCACGUGUGUGCAAAAAAAAGGAGCCAUAUACGAAAAAAAGAACAAAAAAAAAAGGAACGCAAUGUACAAUGUCGUGCAGUGAUACAGUGCAAUGUCAUCAGUGUUAAGGUUUGUCAACAAAACAAAGUUCACACCUUCAGCUGCAAUGUCCUCUUCUGUCAAGUGAUGUUUUUCUGCCGAUUUCAUCUCUUGAUACUCUUACUUUCCUGGUCAGAAUAAGCAAAUUUUAGCUUCAGAUUUGCUAACAUAAACAAGCGCAGUUUUAAAAAAGUAUGAGGUUUUAUACAUGGUACUCUGCCAUGUCUGCAGCUGUGGUGCUUUGUGGUAUGUAUCUACUGUCGUGUGGUAUGAUGGCAUUUAGGCCCGCAAAGGCGCUUUUGCCUUGUGUACAUUUGGUGUAUGCUGUGAUCUGGUACAUAUCUAGACUGGCAGAGACUAACAUAUCAGACUGGCGUUACUCUUGGGGCCUGCAAACAACCAGAGUUUGUUGUGGAGGCCUCUAGGUUUAACAUUCCAGUAAAUGCAACGAAAUGUUGGGCCACUUAAAAAGCCUAUUUGUGGAUAAUUUUACAUAUGAAAUACAAGUGGAUGCGUCAUGAGACACUCACAAUAGCAGACACUUUUGAUUCCAAAACUGAAUAGUAGGGGUGUGCAAAUACUUUAAUAUUCGAUUUUGAAUCAAAUAGCAAACGUUCAAAUAAUCCAACUUGCGAAUCGAAUGUCUAGUAUUCGAUUUCUCGAAUGUGUAUUUUGGUUUUUGAUUAUUUGGUAUAUUCGAUAAAUGACUGAGCCGUGGUCGAUGCCUUGACGCACACAGUUCCCACGGUGCUCAACCUCUGUCGGUAUGAGGUUCGACCAGGUCGACUGGUUCAAUCGAAACGAUUAAUGCUACACGAACAGAGGGGACAACAAAAUCGGCGCUUGUGGAAAGAGUGGAAGCAUGUGUAAAGAUCAGACUGAUUAGCCACCAGAAGACAUGCUGAUCUUAUUGGAUGUGCAAGUUUAGUGUGCGCAGUUCGGAGCUUUCUGCCUGCAUGCGAGCACACAGACGAACUUGGCACCUGUGCUCGCGGUAGAUGCCGGGUGGUCAACCGCGGACCCGAACACCACUUCUAUGGCUGUCAAUCUAACUCGUACGCACGAUCUCCCGACCGAUCACUAUUGAGCCACCCAUAGGAACUUAUUAGUGAAAAGCUUUCCAUGACAGUCUGCAGUCCGUUAUCACCUCAGCUAUUAGCAAAUUUUCAUCGUUGCCACUCCAUUGGCCAUACUAUAUAGCCCAUUAGGCCUAAUCGAGCUUCGUCAUCGGGUGUCAGCGACUGAAGUUACGGUUUCGUAUUGAAUCAAAGCAUAUCUAUUCACAGCAAUCGCAUGACCGUCAGAGAGCCACCAAACUGCCUCAUCAAUGAAAUCAAGUGUACGGUAUGACCAUUGCUCACGGCUGCCGUCUUUCCGAACACCAUUCGUAGGCACUCGUCGGUCUCUUUUCGUAGCUUCGAGUGGCCCGUCAUAAGGCUAGCUCUACAUUUACGUGGUGGGCAAGACAAUAUAAUGUGACUAGCGCGCUGACCCUUGGCUUGCAGAUGCAUUUAUAUGGACAGAAAAGGGGGGGUCCUCCCAAUUAUAGAAAUAUUUACUGUUGGUGCCGACCGCGGUCAACCCGUGCAGUGCUGAUUGACAUGAUGCGCAUUCCCCACUUUUGUCAGUCGUGCAGAUUGCCCUUAACGAGCUGACAAUAACCCACAGGAACCGCCUGCCAUAAAGGUGGAAAAAACUCUCCUGUUUUCCAAAGAUUUGAAGAGCAAAACUUUCUAAGCAAUAGAUGAGUGUGGCCCACUGUUAAACUGAAGACCCCGUUAUUAUCUAGGACGACUUGGCUAUUUCUUCAGCUAGCUUCAGUGGGAAAAAAGCACUUGAUUCUGUUUGACAGACAUUCUAUCGAUAAAAAGUAUUUUCCAGACCUUAUCAGUGCUGAAAUAGUGAUUUUGGUGUUCCCUUUCGUACGAGUCGACCAUCUCGAAUCCUAGGUACAUAAGCUUUUUUUUUUCUUGAUUCGAUUCGAAAUCUACUAUUCGGUAUUUGCAUGCUCCUAUGAAAUCAUUGUCUGCCGGAAGUGAAGCAUAACUCGGAUUGUGCAGCUUGUUGACUUCAGAGAUUAGUUGCUGCCCGCAGCAUGUUGAAAAAAUCUGCUAACGAGCAGGUGCACACGUCAUCUGCUUAGGUGCUUUUUAGAGGCUAUUACUUUAAUAAGAAAAUUAGACAGGUACAAGCCUUGCAGCUUUGCCAAGGUUGCCAGUUUAGCCAAAGUGAAAUUUCAUUGUGGUUGGCCUUGAAUAGAUAACUGCCCCAUUAUCAGCCUCAUUUUUCAUGAUGUACUGUGGUGUGACACACGUGAUAGAACAGGAAGGUGAUGCGAAGACGAAGCACUUGUUCUUGUGUAGCAUCUACCACUCUACAGUAUGUCAUGUUCAAUCAUUACCGACUAACCCAAUUUUGUUAUGCUAAUUUUCUACAUAGAAGUGUUGAGGCUAUGACGGAAUGAAUACUGAUGACACUGUUCCCAUAACAUUUGACAACACUAGCACAGCUGUGAUACUUAGUGACCCAGCUGGUCUCAGAGUGACCAAAAAAGCAUGUCUGGGGAUUAUGGUGGUAAUGAAAAGAUUGUGCAUAAUGUUGACUGUUCAGCUGCCAAGUCUGGUUUGAAAUCAAGCUCAGAAUACUAGAUGAAGAAAUUAUCUGUGGUUAAACUUGAGUACAACUGUUGUUGCCAUUGAAGUGAUCAAACGUUGCUAUGCAUAGCAUCGCUGUUAUUAAACAUGUCAUGCCUUGCUUUUUUUAUGUGUGUCUGUUAUAUUUUAUUAACGUCUGGGCUCUUUUUUCAGUUUGCACUGCAAUAUGCGAACUGUCAUGCUGGUGCUAUGUUUUUCUCCAUUGACUGGGACAGCAGUUGUCGUCACUGCAUCCGCAAGUCGUCUUUGACACAUGAUGCACUGCAAUCACUCAGUGGCUGUGGUGUUGAGCACAAGGAGGUCACAGGUUUCAUUCCCAGCUGGGGACAGUUUGACUGGGUGCCGCUAAGCUCAUGUGCCGAGCUGCUUAGGAUGCACGUUGUUAAGCUGGGGUGGUAAAACAUUAAUCUGGAACCCGCCUCUGGGAUCCCAACAAUCAGUCAACCAGUUACUGUGCAACCUCACUAUAGUGCAGUUGGAAAAGGGGGGCUGAAAUUGCUUUGUUAUAACCAUUAUAAUUCAUUAUAACCAUUGUCUGCCCUCACAGCCGACAUUGUCGGCCAGGGGACGAGGGUUGCUACCGAGCAAGCCAAAGCUGAUGUGACAAUUCUGCAUGACUACGAAAGACAUGCAGAAGAACACAUACCGAUCGGUUUGUUCUUCUGACAAGCAAUUUAUCCUUCCGAAUUGCAGUACAUGCCGUGCAAUCUGACCACGACUGCAGUGAACUGCUGCACAAUCAAGACAAUGGGCUUCAUGUCCUGCUCUCAUGUCCUCAAAUGUCUCAUGUCCUCAGCCAUCGGAGUGCUGUGAGCAUCUGCUUUCAUACAACGCUCAUUCGGUACACAAGUCGGCAAACAGAUGCUACUAAACAACCGCAAGAUCUUUGUAAUGAGAUUUAUCAAAGCUGAAAGCAUAAAGGCUUAGGUGCUUUAUACAUACAUGCAGCACUUAAUUGCAGCAGUGGCUAGGGGUCAGAUGGCAUAGCAUGCACUGCAAGCCAUGUGCUCGGCUAUUUGAUUCUGGAACCUAACAUUACAGCGCUCACUCAAAGGGCUGUAUACAGCACAACUUGGUGGCAGUGGGAGCAGACACAGUUGCUGCUGGCAGUUCAUUAUAAACUGUCAGUUCUAUGACAGUUCAAUCUUCAUUAUGAUUUAAGAAAAGGUUUUUCUGUCCUCGCUAGAGCUGAAAAUUGGUGGGAUUGGUAUGGCAUACUUGCAUACUUUUGUGCCAUGGAAAGUGCAUUGAAUUACGUAACACAAAAGGAGAGGGACAUCUUAGGAAAAAAUGUGGGACAUCGAGGAAAGAAUUUGAGCUCGCCCGUUUAGUGCCUCGCACGUGUUUCGUUUUCAAGCUGCUGAACGUAUCCCAGAUGUGCACUGCAGGCCAUGUUGGCGGCUCCCUUGGUCUUUUUUCUGCGUGAAUUGCUUCAUCCUCUUACCACAUGCAUAGUAUGUGUGCACCUGACCAUCCCAGUAGUCACCUUUUUUUGGGGAAUGCUAAGGAUGAUGUAAUUGCGGAAUUUUAGUUUUUAGUGCACAUUAAUUAGCUCGGUGGCUCCUUAUGAAAGCAGCCCUUUUGUGCCAUGGACGAGCUGGGUUUGUCCACUCAUUUCUGUUAAAAAUUGCCAUGGUUUCACCUCAGUGGUUUGUCAUGCACAUAGUUCUUAGGGCAGCACAAGCAGGUACAGUGUAGACCGCUUAUAACGUAAGUUGCCGGAGUCGCGAAUAUCCGCACUAUAAGCGGUACUGCACUAUAACCAAAGCAGCAAUUUUCAAGGCCCGCACAUAUGCAAAACAUGUGCACCGAGCCGCCACGCGUAUGCGACAGUCGAGGAAUGAGGCUAGAAUGUUUGCAUUCAAUGUACAGUUGAAUCUCGUUAAUUCGAACCAAAUCACGCGGCGGCGCCUCCGACCGGCAUUGCUCCGGCACCGCCAUAGAGUAAAAGCUUAGGAGAGACCCCUCAAUAUCACGCGCGAACAAACAAAAAGAAAAAACUACAAAAAACGCGGCGGAACUUUCACCCUCUCUCAUAUGGCAAGGUCACCGAUUCUGCGUUGCGCCGGAACAUGCGUGUACGUGCUGACGUCUGAGCCAUGCUACCGUAGCCACGUGUAGAAAAUGGCCGUAAACCCUUCUUUCUCCUUUAUGCUUCCUCUACUUUCUAGUCGCGUGUUGACCUUGCACGCUGCGGCUACGGCGCAGAGGGAAGCGGCGGCGCUGUCUCAGGCCAGCCAAUGAAACUGCCCAUGCCGGCAAACGCCUGCUUCCCGACAAUGGCAGCAAACGAAACUUCGGGGAGCUGGCACCGGGCCGGCUGGAGCGGCGGCGCCUGCACGGCGGCGCGUGCGCAUGGUGACAGUCGAAAGUGAGGGAGCUACGAGGGAUGGCGAAGGGAGCCACCGAAGCGGCGGAGUUGCCGGGGCGAAAUCCACUUCCCUGCCGCCCUCCUCCCUCACAUUCCACGGUCUCCGUGUGUGCCCUUCACCGUGCCGUCCCGGUGCCGCCCGCUCCCUGAAGUUUUGUUUACUGCCGUUAUCGUGAAGCGGCGUUGGCCGGCGUUGGCCGGCGUUGGCAGUUUCAUGGCCCUCGCUCGCUAUGCGCGCCGUGAUAUUUCACUCGCACUCAAGAUUCUGGUUUCAGCCUCACUGGCUGUCCAUUCGCACCACGUGCCCUUCUCCUCCACUUCGUCUCUCUUUCUUCCUCGAGCACUCCUUGGGGCACCCGAUUGAGGGGAGCGUUCGCCGGCUCCGCUGACUUUCCUACUCCCAGGCAGCCGCACUGUAACCGGUAUUUCGUUUCCCGCAACUGCACUAUAAGCGAUACGUGUAUACAUGGAGUGCUAUGGGAAAAUUAACGGGAGUCUGAAAAGACCGCACUAUAUACGGUCCUGCAGUAUAUGCGGUUACGUUAUAAGUGGUCUAUACUGUACAAGUUUAUUCUGGCAGAGGAAGUCACGUAUUGGCCAACUGGGGUCUCCAAAAAAAUUUGUCCAAAAUUGGGCAUUUACGUCCCACAUGGCUAUGAGAGAGAGACGCCAUAGUGGGUGGCUCUCUGUAUUGGGUUCUUUCCCAAAACAUGGCACGCGGGCGCCUUGCUCUGACACGGAGCAUAGAAAGUGCCGAGUAUGCAAGAUGGUAUGGUUGUAAGGUAAUUGGCAUUUAGUCAUAAUUACUAAAGAGAAAUGGCACACCUUUGGUCGAGUGGAGCAGUCAAUCACAGCCCAAAAGUCAGUCGCACCUGAACAACUCUUCACUAUCUUAGGUUGACAGGUAACCAAAUGUCGCCAUUGUCGUUAGUGGUGUCGUGCAGUUAACUGCUUUGUGCUGCAAAUGACGUAAGGAGGGUGUCCUUAAGCCGCAUUGUGUUCUCACCUGCCAGAGCUGGGAACUGAGCCUGCGACCUUGUGCGCAGUGAUAAAAUGCCGUAGCCAUGGAGCAGUGGGCGUUUAAGCGAGUAGCAUGAUGUCGAGGCAACUAACAAUGUCUAUGUAAUAGGUGCCUAUACGUAGGUAUGCUAAACCAAGACGACCACAUUUCCAUUCUAAUACUGGCUCUGCAAUGUGGCAGCCACUUUUUCUAUUCUCUUUUCUAGCAAUUCCAUGAUGCACUUCAAUAGAAGACAGAGCUUUUGAAGCUGCUUAAUGUUUGUAACUUUAGUUUGUAAUGAAUCAUUUAUGAACAGCCUGUGGUUGUUUUGUAGUUCUGUAACAUGCUCCAGACUGGGCUUCUAUGUGCUGUGGAAUUAUGGUGCGAUGUCGCCUUCUGUCUGCACCCUGUAGCACCCGCAUUUGCUAUGAUGCCAGGAGGCGCUCACACACCUAAAUGAGCUUUAGAGGCUACAUUUUUUUACUGUGGUGACACGUUAUGAACUUUAUAAUCAGUCACUCUAAUGUGUUCUGUGGCUGUACUGCUUAUAUAGGCCCAUGCUUGUAUCUGUCAUGCAAAAAAAAGUUAUCGGUACCCACGCACCUGCAUGAAGACUUACGUUGUGCACUGCUGCUAGAGAACUUCUGGCAGCUUAUUCAAAGUUUUUAAAUCAUUUUUACAUUUUCAUUUUUGUUGCUUUAUUUUGAGCUUAGGGAAACACAUUGCAUAAUGUGUAUUUCAUUUUCAGAUGUUUAUGUUCAGUUAAAGCGGUGUAGCUAUCUAUACUUAUGUAUGCAAAUGGGUCGCUUUUAUAUUUCAACGUCACAUAAAAGCUGGGAGAUGUGUGCAGCUUGAUCAUAGUGGGUCAUUGCUCGUUGCACAGUUUUGAUUUGUGCGUGCUUUUUAUUUGCACUUGAUGGUGCUAGAUUGCGCAUUCCACAAACUCAUGUGUGAUAUGGGAGAGGGAAAGUAUAUAUAUAUAUAUAUUAUCACAAUUAAGAUGAGCAUGUCUAUUUUUGCUGCUCGAAUGACGCGGUGCUGGGCUGUGGUGAUUGAGCAUUGGGCAUAUGUAUGUCACUCGUCAUGUCAUUGCUCUCACUGUGUUUCUACAGCUGCUGUACUAUUUAUUCCGAGUGAUUCAACUCAGUUUCUGUGAUGCAUUGUCUGAAAAAUCUGAGAUGCACAGUAGGGUCUGCUCGCUGUUGGUUGGCAUCAUUGUGGAACCUAGUCAUUCUAGGUAAGGCUAGUGUGGGCGAACAUAUUGAGCUGGCUCUGCUAAUCCAGACUCUGCAACGUUCUUCCAAAAGACACAGUGAUGCUCAGACAACAAUUGGUUAGACUUGUCUGUGUGAGACAGUUUCUUGGAAGCACUGCUGAAGCGUGACUGGUUGGCACAUCACCAAAACUUUCUUUAUUGCUUUUGUCACCAAAGACCGCACUGGUUGUAGUAGCAGAGGUCAUACAUGAUGAACCUGCAUAGAAAUGAGCUGGCACGUCCAUACUUUUUUUUUUUUCUUCAGGAAUUGGCACCAUCUGAUGAUAAUAAUGGCACAUGCAGGCCUCAUCCUGAACAGCAGAUACAAAGGCCAUGAUUGCCAAUGUUGUGCGCUGGUUAAAAAAAAAGAAAAGUGGCAUUGGUGAAAGUAGCAAAUGGGCUGCAAAUGCUAAAACAAAAAUCAAAAAGCAGUUGCAACCUGUUCAUUCUGUAAAGCAGCUGCUACUCAUGUUGUAUAUACCACCUUCAUUGAACGGGAAGAGCAAAAACAUUUUAAGACAGUGCAGAUAGUAAUGUUUUUCUUGCAGCAGUGUAUCACUAGCAACAAAUUGGUUCUUUAAGGUAAUAAAGUGAAGUGAAGUGAAUGUCAGUAAAUGCAUGAUAGUGACUUAUUAACUAGUUAGGUGGCCAUAACUUGCUGAUUAACUCUUAAUUUAUUACAUUCAGAUCUAUAUUGUAGGCACAUACAUCCCUGCAGAGAAAUUCUUUGGUAUUCCACAUAAUAUUUUCCUGUAAAGUUGUAAACACAGGACAGUGCCACCUUUGUAUUUUGUGACGUAGCUUGAUGACAAAUUCACCUCAAGGCUGAUGCUUAUCCUGAGCGUUAACUAGUUUCACUUCAGCACUUGCAGUAUGUGUGGUAAAGUAACGAAAUGUUAAUUAGCAAUUUUUAGUUACAUUAUUUGUUUACGAGUGUUGUCGGAUGCCAGUAUGUCAAAAGAAAGCGUUAGUAUCCCCACUGUAGUGCUUUUGGCUCUUUCCAUUUGAAGCAGGCAGUGCAAGACAUAAUUGCCACUGAAAGGACAUGCACGAAUUUAACUUUUAGUCCUAAAUGGCAUUUUAAGGCUCCCGUCACUGAGUAGCACAAUAAAAAAAAAAAAAGAAAUUGAGCGUAGAAUCUCUUGCAUUGGUAUUCCUCACAUUCAGGUUAGCCUUACUUCUUUCCAAUUAAUAGGUGCAGAGCUCAGGGCCUCACAGGUCGUGACACACAAGCACUACAAAAUGUGCCUCCUUGUCUACUCUUAAAAUGACUAAACUGUUGUCCCUACAUAUGGUCUUUCACAUUGCUGACAUGCCACAGGCCUUGAGAAGCUCUUCUGAGGGCUGUCGGCACCAUACAGCAAACAUCUCUCCUGUGCGGCCUUCUUUGCCAAUGGCUUGUGAACAGGCACAUGGCAGCUUCAAGUUAGUCACUCUGUUGUCACGAUUGUUUUCCUUUGUGUGUUCAUGUGCGUCCUUUGAGCAGCAGUCAUGUCUUGCAGCAACUAGGCCAAGACUCCUGGUACAGAAUGCCUGCACAGUUGCAUCUUAUUUCUAGCUCUGUGCACUUAGGGUCUUGUAGUGGCCCACCUUGCUGAACCACGAACCCAGCGUGUCCGAGAAGUGCACUCUUGUUUCCUCCUGAGGGCGUGCAGUCACAAUUUACAUUAUCUCUUGCUGCACUUUUCUUAGCCUCUGCUAUUUUAUAGGGUGCAUGUGUGAUAUUUUUAUCCUGUUGUCUUGUUCUUCAUUGCUAUGUAAAUAGCGUUUCCACAUUUUUCAUGCUGUUGUCUUUUGAUCACUUUCAUUUAGAAUUGAGCUGUUUACAAGGGUUCAGCUUUGCUGUUAUUAGUGACCUUUCAUGCUCCACCUGAAUCCGUAAACUGUUGGGAACCACAUACACAAGCAUUGCAAUGCGGGUUAAUACAAUGUACCAUUGUGUUUAUGUACGAUUUUAUGUCGUUUAGAGAAUAAACAC
Messenger RNA from Dermacentor silvarum, 15216 nucleotides. RefSeq names its product protein quick-to-court (gene qtc). The record is from RefSeq and is a predicted model, not a curated record. Lineage: Eukaryota; Metazoa; Arthropoda; Arachnida; Ixodida; Ixodidae. The transcript is spliced from 8 exons. Bases 1 to 1296 code for a protein of 431 amino acids.